Molecule: messenger RNA, 856 nt
Organism: Amoebophrya sp. A120
Lineage: Eukaryota; Dinophyceae; Syndiniales; Amoebophryaceae
Source: the annotation of a GenBank genome assembly
AUGGCGAUCGGGGUGGUGGUUGCGGUCCUCGUCGCCCUGAUCCUCCCGUUCGUGUUUCCGAGGUACCUCAAGACAAACCGCGCCAAGGUGCAGAUCUUCGACAACACCCGCGCCAUCGUGUUUGACUCGUUUGAGAUUUUGCUGGUACAGCUACGGGCGUAUGUGGACGACCAGGAGUACAGGAGACGGCUAUUGGGGGCGAUCGAGAUGAACGAUGGCACGCCGGAUGAGGGGGAUGAAAAUGAAUACGAUGGCGAUAGAAGCACAGUCGGGCUGGAAGUUGAUAUUAAUGCCGGAAGUUCAUCUUCCACAACGGGAACGACGGCGACGCCGACCAUAAUUUGUUCCCCGCCAGCCGCCGGCCCGCAAAGUACAAGUAGAUUUGGUUUUGGUCCCGUGGGCGAAAAUUUGGAAGUUGGCCAGCACGACGGAUCAGGUGGACGAAGUAGCCCUAGUGGUCGCAACAUUUUUGCCAGUACAACUAGCCCGCACCCGCGGGGAUCACCAAGAGCAGACGCCGGAAUAAUAAACCGAUCUUCGAACCUAUUGCUGUAUCCCGGCGGAGGUGCUGACCAAUCGAGGACGCGGGUUUACUCCAUCACGUCCUCAGGAUUGGUAUCGUCUGGUGGAGACACUGUGCGUGACGGCGACGACGAGGACUCUCUUCACGGUCGGGAAAUGUUCAACGAAAGAGUGCAAGAGGAUGCUCGGGGCGGGCUACUUCAUGCAGGAACAACCGGAGCUUUUGCACUUUCUGCAGGUGGUACUAGUGGUGGCGAGAGGAUGAACAGCGGGGGUGGUGAUAGGGGCACCUCCGGAUUUUUAGCCAGAUUCGGCUCCUCGUCGUCUUCGCGAC